Messenger RNA from Penicillium brevicompactum, 1566 nucleotides. RefSeq lists its product as uncharacterized. Bases 1 to 1566 code for a protein of 521 amino acids. Lineage: Eukaryota; Fungi; Ascomycota; Eurotiomycetes; Eurotiales; Aspergillaceae. The record is from RefSeq and is a predicted model, not a curated record. The transcript has 2 exons.
AUGGCCGAAGCCAAAACGUUUGAAUCCCCGCAAGUGCAGAGCUUGGGUCAAACUCAACGCACGAUGGGCGGCGAACACUCUCAUACCUGUACCCAUGACCUGCAACUGAGCCCUAAUUUGCCCGAAAUUGUUGAUGAGCGCGGACUCGAACCGCAACAGCAAUAUCGCCCCAGAUAUUCAAGCCGCCAGCCGUCACAGUCCCGUCAGUGCUCAGGACAAGAAAGUGACACCAGUUCCAGCAAUGAGGAAAACACUGAGAUGUCAAUCGAUGAUCUCUGGCUCCCCAACCCGCAGUCAAGCAGCCUCUGUCAGCUGCUGUACAAAAAGAAACUUUACAUUGGCUCAUAUUCAGAUGUGAAUCGCUUUGGGGAAAUUACCAAGCUCAAAGGCGAGCAAAAUUGGAGACAGUGGAAAGUAGAUUUCUUCUGUACCCUUUGGUCUGUUGCUUCGAUUUACGGGCGAAUCUUCUCUGGUCAGGCCGAGCCUCCGAAAGAGCCGCAACUUUUGCCCGCCUCCCGGGAAGCGGUCAUUAAUGCCGCCAAAAAGGACAAAAUGGCUAUGAGUCAGCCGGAUGAAAUGCAAAAUUUCGGAAAGAUGCUCAUAAUUACGGGCAAGGAUUUCAACGACAAGCUGGUGGAAUUGGAGGUCGAAAACAACCGACGAAAGAAUUUGUACCAAAAGAACACGGAGAGAUGGAACAUGGCUAUCGGCAGAUCACGUCUGUUCCUCCGUAAAUGCAUCGGAGGCCUCCCAAAGAAUAGCAUUUACAGGAUUGAGGAUCCCCGUGAGUGCUAUCUGCUGCUAGAAGCUCAGUACGGCAAGCCUUCAUAUCAUUGUACUGUCUUCCGGAUGAAGAAGUGGACUGAGAUCCGCUACAAGGGAACCAAUCCUGCUGGCGAUUCAUCCAAUGGGAGUCAGUCAGGCAGUUCUGAGUAUACGCAAUGCACACGCAAACGUGGACACUGGGGCCCCGGAGAAAUACCACCUCGUCAUCCAAAGAGACAAUCGGUUGUCCUAAAGAUUGCGCAGUCAGACUCUGAUGCGUUGGACUCUGAUGCGAAAUUGAACUCCGAUGUUCGAUUCUGGUUGAAUCCUGACGACGGGGAUGCCAGAAUUUGUCUUACCAUCAGAGUGGGCAUACACACCCCAGCAAUCCGUAUCGAGAAGUGGAGAAUUCAGAAUCAAAAUGGAAGACUUCAUCGCCUCCAAACUGUCCAGGUGACUCGGGUGUCAGGUCAAACAAGGGUCUCAGACCAUCCUCUUGUCCUACCGUUCGAAGAUUUGUUCCUCGGGCCACCAUCAACACCCAAACGCCGCGAAAUUUCCUCACAUGACCAGACCCAGUUCAAGGCUAUGCUGCGCUCCGACGAGGAGCCUUCUUCGUGGGUCCAACACAUCGUUAACCAAGUGGUAACCGACAAUCAACGCCGCGACGCGGUUCUCGAUGCCUUACACUUGCGGACCAACAUAGAGCACGUCCGCCACUGGCUAAAGCAGAUGGACACUUCGCUCGAGGCCAACCUUUAUCGUUCGCUCGCGAACGACUUCUUUAGGACUCUCUUCUAG